AACGUCGGAAUAAUACAGUGAGUUGAACUCGAAUUUUCAACUCGGCGGACUUUUAGUUUCUUCUGAUCUCUCGAUUUCGAAAGAUGGAGCAGUCUCUUUCCUCUCUUGCAUUUAAAGGUUCUAUUUUGGAAGCAAUUACUGAAGCAAAAAGAGAGAAGAAACUUUUUGUCGUCUAUAAUGCAGGUGACAAUCCAGACUCAAAACUGUUAGAAACAUCCACAUGGACUGAUCCAAGUGUUUCUGAGACAUUGUCAAAGUACUGCGUUCUGUUACAUAUAUUGGAAGGAAGUUCCGAAGCGUCGAAUUUUUCGGCAAUAUAUCCACAGCAAUCUGCCCCUUGUAUAACUGCUAUCGGAUACAAUGGCGUGCAACUUUGGCAAAAAGAUGGUUUUGUCAGUGCCGAUGUUCUUGCUUCCAGUCUUGAGAAGGCGUGGUUAAGUCUUCAUGUUCAGGAUACAACUGCAGCUUUCCUGACUGCUGCACUUGCUUCUGGAAAACACCUUGCUUCCGGAACUUCUGAGGCUGAAACAUCCGAGCAAGUUACACCAGGGGCACAUGUCUCAACACCACUGUCAGAUGAUCCUAUCGUAUCCGUGGAUGCUGAACAACCAUUACAUUCGGAUAAUAUAGAAGAUAGGAGCAAUUAUGAAGAUGCUUUUAAGGAGACUGAUUCCAAGAAGGAUGACGUGGCUAUUCCUGAACCAUCUCGUGCGACUACGUCGGACAAUGAUGGACUUGAUGAGUCUAUUUCCAAAAUUGAAACAGGAAAUACGUCACAAGACACUGCUGAGAUAGUUCAUAAAAACCCCAAAGUUGCAAAUCUUGACACAGGAAAAAAUGUCGACUUCCAUGAUAAUAAUUCGGGUAGUAGCAACGUAGGUUCUAGAGAGAUUGUCAAUGAAGCCAGUGCAGUGGUGCAUGUUAAUACAGUGGCUGCUGCAGAAGUUGAGAAAACCGAUGCUUCAGAUUCCUCUGCCAUUAAAUCAAAUGAUGUUUUCCUAAAUAUUAGACUUCCUGAUGGAUCUAGCUUACAAGUCAAGUUUUUGGUGACGGACACCUUGAAAAUGGUCAAAGAUUAUAUACACGAAAACCAGACCAGCGGCUUGCGCUCUUUCAGUAUAGCAAUUCCUUACCCUCGCAAGGUUUUCAACGACCAAGAUUUGAACAGCACACUAUCAGAAUUGGGUUUCUUCAAAAGGCAGGCAUUGGUUGUGGUUCCACACAACAAAGGAGGAUCUUCACAGCCUCAAACUUAUUCCUCAACCGAUACCGCCUCUUCGAAUGCAAGUGAAGGAUAUUGGGCAUCCGUGAGAAGAAUUCUAUCUUACGCGAACCCUUUUUCUUAUCUUGGCAGAGGCGCCAGCUCACCAAGCGCUUCCCCCGAGCCCCAAAGUGGCCUAUGGCAAUAUAGCCCAAAUCCUUCACUUCAAAAUAACCUUAGGGAUGGAGGUGGGCCCAGCCCAGCAAUUCCGUCCGAGCAAAGUGGGCCCGGCACGAGUGGCGAAAACAGCAGGAAGAGGCAGCAAAGUGCUCGUUUUGGGGGAAACAUCCACACGUUAAAACACGAUGAGGAAGAUGAUAGUCGGUUCAAUGACAGAAACGCCUUUUGGAAUGGGAAUUCUACGCAGUAUGGUGGUGGUGGUGAUAAUAAUAAUAAUGAUGGGAAGUAAGUUUCGGUUUUUCGACUUUUGGUUACUAUGUAGGAAGGAUUUGAUACAAUCCGAGGCACAACUCUACUUUGUUUAUAAACUGGGAAAUGUUAAGAAAUCAUAAUAAUGGAUAUAUAUUUUUAUACCUCUAUAUAUAUAUAUGUGGGUCAUCAAGUUUUUCUUGUUCUUGAUUUAGAACCCUAAUACUGCACCAUUACAUUCACAGUUAUGAUGUACAAGUUAUUUGCUUUGUAGUUGAUAGUUACUAUUUGUGAUUAUCUUUGUUAUCCAAAAACAUUUUUGUUA
Erythranthe guttata (spotted monkey flower) is the source of this 1955-nucleotide messenger RNA. RefSeq names its product Ubiquitin-like superfamily protein. The record is from RefSeq and is a predicted model, not a curated record. Gene Ontology annotation, molecular function: protein binding. NCBI's taxonomy places the organism in Eukaryota, Viridiplantae, Streptophyta, Magnoliopsida, Lamiales, Phrymaceae.